AUGUCUACAACACCUGUAGUCAAGUAUAAGCCGGUCUCUGACGACGGUUUCGAGGACGUGAAGACCGACGACGACCACGAAGAAUACCCCUUGGAUCAGAGAAAAUGGAACUCCAGUAGAGCCACAUCAAAGUCAAAGAGAGCACUCCAAAUACUUGCUUCACUCCUCAUCCUGGCAAUUUAUACGUGGGCAGUACUUUACUAUGCCCGUGAAGUCAUUUACAAGCCAUUCUGCCCUCGACUCACGACACCAGACACGGUACAUGUAUGGGACAAGGUUGAGUUCAACCCACAGCCCGUAAAUCCAGUGACGCCAGCGUUUGCCAACCGAAUCCCGGAAUCCGAGGUACACCGACUUGGCAUGGAGGCAGAUGCGAUACCUUUCAACGAUGGAGAAGGCGGCUAUCUUGGGGGCCUUGCUAUGGUGCAUAACUUACACUGCAUCAACUAUUUAUACCAGGUUGCGCAUAGAGAGUACUAUUACACUCCCAAUACCACGGAGAAGGAGGAUGCAACUCAGAAGAGUCAUAUUGGACACUGUCUCCAUCAUAUCAUGGAGUCCGUGAAAUGCCAGGCAGAUUUGACCCCCGUUCUACUUCAUUGGACUCUCCACGAUUUCCACUCGGUCAUUAACUGGGACGGUGUCGAACGUACCUGUGCCGACUGGUCACAGUUGAUGGACUGGGGUUCAGAGCAUUCCGUGAGAAAGUCUACUUCGAUAUCUCAAUUCACAGACACGAAGCAUCCAAUUUACGGCAACUUCUUAGACGAACACGGCAAGUUCAGCUGGGUAGAUCAAGAGGGAGGUGUUGACUACAAGGAGUUUUUCAAAACGUCAGAGUACCAGAAGUGGGCAAAAGAACAGGGGCUCGCCUCAGGAGAGGCCGCGGCGGAAGAGUAUCUAAGGUCGUUUUACGUCAAGCAGUGA
Messenger RNA from Colletotrichum abscissum, 927 nucleotides. RefSeq lists its product as uncharacterized. The coding region runs from base 1 to 927 and encodes 308 amino acids. The record is from RefSeq and is a predicted model, not a curated record. Gene Ontology annotation, biological process: mycotoxin biosynthetic process. Lineage: Eukaryota; Fungi; Ascomycota; Sordariomycetes; Glomerellales; Glomerellaceae. The transcript is spliced from 8 exons.